Molecule: messenger RNA, 1713 nt
Organism: Neoarthrinium moseri
Lineage: Eukaryota; Fungi; Ascomycota; Sordariomycetes; Amphisphaeriales; Apiosporaceae
Exons: 2
Coding region: 1-1713 (570 amino acids)
Cellular component (GO): dynactin complex
Source: RefSeq, a predicted model, not a curated record
AUGGCAUCUUUCACCCCCUACAGCUACAUUCAAUGCCCGUGCUUCGAUGCCACCGGCCAAGCUCGCCCUUCAGACGAGUCGCCCUCCGCCUCGUCCUCUGAUGCGCCCGAGAGCGACGACGACCAUGCCUUCGACCCCCGCUCGCCGAGGUCCAACUACAGCUUGUACCCCAUAGAGCACCUGCUGUACUGCGUCGACUGCAACCAGAUCCGCUGUCCACGCUGUGUCGCCGAGGAGCUCGUCACCAUCUACUGCCCGAGCUGUCUGUUCGAGGUUGGGAGCAGCAGCGUCAAGACCGAAGGGAACCGAUGCACCCGCAGCUGCUUCCAGUGUCCCGUCUGCAUCGGACCCUUGGCUGUGCAGUCUCUCGAGCCCGCCCCCGAGUCGUCGUCACUACUCACAGCAGACAAUGCCGCGCCUCCCGCCCCCGGCCCUUGGGCGCUGUGCUGCUCGUACUGCAACUGGAGCUCCUCCGAGAUUGGCAUCAAGUUUGACAAACCACAAGGCAUCUUCGGACAGCUUGCCAAGAUAAGGGACGGCGAUGGCCAUGGUGACAUUUCCGUUGCAGCGGUGGAUGCCGCGCCCACGAAAAAGAGCGGUGACGCCGAGGCAGAUUCCACCAAAUCACGCUUUGCACUCAUGAGGUCAUUCUACCAGUCUCAGCUGGCCAACUCGAACUCGACCUCCUCGGGUAACCUAAGUGGAACCUUGGGAGAGUACGGAUACGGCUCUCCCACCGCUCUUUCGCGGAUCAUGAGUCUCUAUUCGGGGAAUGGUCUCGCCGCGCUGAAGCCCAAGAGCCGCCCCACGGAGAUACGCGAGGCCGAUAGCUUCAAAGACGGCUUUCGUCCAAGUAAUCUUGACGAGUCCAGUUCUAUCUCUGCUCUGCGCGAGAAUGGAUAUGAUGGCACGGUCACAAACUCCCAGGCUACAUCGCAGGUAGACGAAGGCGCUCGUUUUGUCGAGGAUUUGUGGCCUAUCCCUCACCUGCUCCGCUCCAAGAGGGCGAAGCGUUGUCCCGUAUGUCGACAUAUCCUCAGCAAACCGGAGGCCAAGGUCAACAAUACAAGAUGGCGCAUCCGGCUUGUGGCAGGCAACUACAUUCCCUCGAUAUCGAUCAAACCAUUGAAUCCUACAGAUACCCCUGGAUUGCCCGUGCCUGAUACAAGCUCGCUUACUCUCACGCCGCUCAAGCCUACCCAAUACCUUCUCACGUUCAAGAACCAAAUGUUUGACCAGAUCAAGGUCACCCUCGCUACACCGGCUACCACACCAGGCCGCUUUGCGUCGCGAGUCACUGUGCUAUGCCCGCAGUUCACGAUCGACGCCAACGCCGAAGACUACGACAUUAACGAGGCCCUCAAGGACGACCGUCGCCAGGACAAGGAAGAGGCCGCGCCCCAGGUCGAAGCGGGCAAGCCUUGGGAGCGCGGCCGGAACUGGGUCAGCAUCGUGGUCGAGGUCAUCCCGUCGUCGCUCCGGAUCGAGCCCAAGCCCGCCAUCCUGCGCAAGCCGGGCGAGGCGGAAGACCUCGGGCCCCUCAAAGAGGACGAGGACAUCCUGGAGAUCCCCAUGUUUGUCCGCCUGGAGUGGGAGAGCGAGGCAGCCCAGGAUCAGGUUGGCAGCACCGCCAGCAAGGAUAAAGAGGCCAAGGAGAAGAGGGAGCUGGCGUAUUGGUGUGUGCUGGGACUCGGUCGGAUCAGCCAGGAUUAG